Molecule: messenger RNA, 8231 nt
Organism: Porites lobata
Lineage: Eukaryota; Metazoa; Cnidaria; Anthozoa; Scleractinia; Poritidae
Source: the annotation of a GenBank genome assembly
AUGACGCUGACAACGGAUCAGUACCUUGAGAAGAUCGGAAGCUUUGGUCGUUAUCAAAUCUCUCUUCUGAUUUUUCUAAAUGGCUUGAUGUUCUUCUGGUUUGGUUGGCCUGUUAUGAUAGUGGCCUUUAUCACCGCCGAGCCGGCCUGGAAAUGUGUGUCCAACAGCAGUGUCUGUCCGCUAAACGGAACCAUGAGGCCCAGACACGACAAUUACAGCUUCAGAUGUGACAUUCCUCGUGAUCAGUGGGAGUUUGUUGAUGAUUUCACUUCUGUUGUGACUGAGGUAACUAAAGCUGUUAAAAUCCGAGAAUGAGUUUAACUUUCAUGCUCCUGAAUAUCGUCAAGCAGUCGAACUUUUACACGGCAGCCACUGUUGAAACAACAUUAGGUCAGACUCGUACCCAGUCGCUAUUUAAGUGUUUUUUGGGAUGAGAGAAGAUUGGGGAUUAGGUUGAGGCGCGUGACGACGCUAUUUUUCCUUCUUCCCUUCCCAUGAGACCCCGCGCGCGCCUCAACCUAAUCCCCAAUCUUCUCUCAUCCCAAAAAUCACUUAAAUAGCGACUGGGUACGAGUCUGACAUUAGGUGGCUAUGUACUGUGUAGGUCGUGUAAAGAUGUCCGUUAUGUAGAAGUAAUGGUGUCAGUAUGAUCCGCAGUCCAUAAAAAAGAAUUAAAGAUUAUCUUCAUUGGAAGCUACGUAAAAUCUGAAUUACGAUUGCUCUUUGUCCCACUAUUGUUAGUGUUUGUGGUCGCGUAGUCUUCUUAGAUCAGGGAAUAAGAUAUCAAAAGUGUAUUUUCCUGUUUGGGAAAAUGCUACGCUGGCAGUUUUAAUUUACCAAUAUUGGAAAGGUGUUAUCGAAGAAACUAAAACAAAGACAAAAAACGUACAAUAAAUUUUUUGUAGGUUUUGCUAGAGCAUGUUUUCUCAAGGGAUCAAUCAGAGCACACAGCCAGGAUCGAACCUGUAACGUGUCUUAUGCGCGGGAAAUCGUUUGGAAAAGUUUUACUAUACUUCUGACGGGCUGGAAAUUAAAAGGUCAACGGAGGAUUGUUUUAGCUAAUUACACCGCGCAGUGAUACAAAACAAUAUCAAGUUACCUCCCACCUGGCUGUAGAAACCACUCUGUUUUCGAGAAGCUAUCUGAUAGUAGUGCAAUGACUAGAUUUUACAAGUACACGAACUAAGCUUCCUGAGAAGUUAACUUAAAGUUAACUUAUUGCUAGCUAGCCCUGUUUAAGGUCAAUUAUUUGCCGACAUCAUUGGUGCCGCUAGCCAUACACGAAGUGAUCCUUAAGAGUCAAAAAGAAGACAUCAAAUAAAUUUCACCAGGGAGCACUAACCUAAUACCAGUUGUAUUAGAAAACCGCAGGUCAUCUUGGGGGGGGGUGCGCACCCCCUGCACCCUCCCCCUAGAUCCGUCCCUGAAAACCAGACCAUUAUGUUUGGAGUUCAAUUGAUUCGAAGAUACGUUUUACCUUUUUAAAAAGACAGCAAAUGGCGUGACAUCCCUCUAAGCUCUUCCGCUGACAUGUUUGCAUUGUCUCUUUUGAUUGAACAGUUUGACCUGGUAUGUGAGCGGGGUCUAUACGGCACUAUUGGAUCGUCUAUGAUAUUCGUUGGCUUUUUUCUGGGAGGAGUCGCAGUGGGUCCAUUUAGCGACAAGUUUGGCAGGAAAAUCACCAUGUACAUAUCUGGAGCUAUCGUUUCUAUAUUUAGCCUUGUAGCAGCUUUCCCGCACGCAUUUUGGCUUUUUGCUUUCUUUCGAUGCCUGAUUGGAUUUGGAAUAGGUUAGUCAAAAAGUGACAGUGGCCUGUUUUAUUAUUAUUAUUUAUAUUAUUAUUAUCAUUAUCAUUAUCAUUAUCAUUAUCAUUAUCAUUAUCAUUAUCAUUAUCAUUAUCAUUAUUAUUAUUAUUAUAUUAGAUUUUUAAUUUUUUUUUUUACUGCAGAAGCUAUUUUAUCACCAAAUCAAAAGACUAUAUACGAUGAUGCUCACAACUUAGUAUCGCACUAUAGCUAAACAAAAGUAGUCUGCGACUACAAAACAUAGCCUGCAGUGCAGGCGUAUUUUGGGUGGGCGAAACCUUGUUCGUGUUCGUGAUAUUGUUGUAGACGCCAUCUUUGAUUUUAUGACUGUGGAAGAUUGGGGAGAGUAGAAAUAGUAACCCUUACGGUAGGUGCGAUGGCGCCCUUUGACUCGCCCCAUCUCCUCCUCUCCUCGGGAAGUUUCAACAUGGCGCUUUCGCGAGCAAAUUGCGCGCUAAAAGAAAACGCCUGCACUGCAGGCUAUACAAAACACAGUAAUGAAAUAAAUGAACAAUGUGCUAUAUUUUCUUUAACACUCGCCAAUCGUUUCUCAAAAGUUCUAACUUUCUUUUGGCAGGCAAUUGCAUACGCAGCGUAGUCUAUAGCUAACUAAGAUCUCUGUAAAAGCUAGUGCUCCCGCGUCAUUGAAAUCUUUGAACAAUGUCUACGAUCUGUACUGUAGAAAGUUGCGUAAGACUUCAAUUCAACCCAAUCAGUUAAUUUUUUGGUGACCAAUCAGAAUCGGAACACGUGUCAGUAUUUCAGCCACUACUUCAUGGAAGAAUAUCAAUACCAAGUAAAGAUUUUUUUGGUUGAAAAAAAGUCCUGACACGUUUUUUCUCCCGUCAGGUGGAUACAGUAUUGCCUCGUAUGUUCUACUGACAGAGCUCGUGGGAAUUCGCCACCGAAGCACUGCCGGUUGUUCCAUUUGGUAUUCAUUCAACCUAUCCAACAUGGCGCUGGCCGGACUAGCAUAUCUGGUUAGGGACUGGCGAAAGCUCUCUCUAAUAAUGGGUGCUCCAGCAAUUCCUUUUCUUCUUGGAUGGUUGUAAGUCCCUUUACCCUUAUUUGAUAGGUUUUGUCAGUAAUCGAACACGAGAAACCAGAAACUUGGGGGAAAGGAUUCGAAAAAAGGAGCGUGCCCGCGAAACAUGUUCUCAUAAUGAGGUCAUUAAUCUUUGUAAGUUUAUAUUGAAUUACACGCUCAUAGUUUCUCAUUCGUGGUUCAAUAUGCCAUCGCACUUCGAGUAUAUUGGCAUUUCAAAGGUAAUUUGUUUCCUUAUUCGAUCACUAGCAAACUGGCUUCAAUUACCUGUCGGUAAAGUUAUUGCACCGAGAAAAAUGAAGCAAAUCAGCUAUAAUUUUAACAAUGUUACCAGUACUUACACUGGGCAUAGGUAAUGGAAUAGGUAAUGGGAUUAAGAGCAUAAUUUAUUAGUCUCGCUUGCUUUAGCGGCGAGACUCAGAAAAUGCAAGUGUUUUUAUUUUUCUUUUUUCGUAGUGUCUGCCAUAAAUAGUGGUGGGUCGUGGUCCCAGGCGUUCCUAGCGGAGACCGUGGAAACUGGGGAUAAGAAUCGUGACCACUUUCAUUGUCUACAAAUGAGUCUCGUAAUGAGCAUCCGGUUUAUUUUUGGCGAUGACUGAAAUGACGCAUUAAGUUGAUCACGUUUUGGCUGUUUGGCAAUGAUGUAAUUUUUCCCGAAUCGACGCCCUUCAGUUUCGUGUAAUUAUACACGCAUAUUAAAAAGUAAAUACCCUUGAGAAUACUCGACCGUUGAUAAAGUAGGAUGAGAAAAUGAUAUAGCGGGAAAAUCCUGUUUUGUGGUGUAUUGCCGAGGCGUCACGUUUCUCAGAAUAUUGCUGCAAUAACUGGAACUCUACGGUUAAAUAGAUUCACUUUGUUGUAUGUAUUUAACUGAUAGAUUUUCGCAGUUGAUAAGAUGUGAAGUCGCGUUUACUUGACACGUCAAUGAUUUAACCUUCAUCUGCUCUUGGAAGCAACUUCAACUACCCGUCUGACGUUACGUAUGUGUCACGGAUGUGUUUGUACGGGAAGCUUUGUACUUGUCUGUUACGCAUUCUACUUGCAGCCUUCAUGUCCAUACAACAGAAAUCCCAUGUCGAGCUUUUCCGGAACGGGUCGGUUCACGAAUUCUAUUGCUUGAAAGCGUUGGAACAAGUGAUUACUUCAGUGGUCGAAAAAAAAAAAUCUUAAUGAGCACAACUUCGAUGGUGAAGUUAACUGGUCGGGUGUUGUAAACUUUCACUGUAUGCAAAUGAGUCUUGUGAUGAGCAUACGGCUUAUUCUUGGCGAUGAUUGAAAUAUCACGUGUCAUUAAUUUUCGUUUAUUUAUCAAUUCAGAAAGAAAUCGUCGAAUACGAUAUAAAAAGUAAAUAUCCUGAAGAAUACUCGACCGUCGAUAAAGUAGGAGUUGAAAAACUUUUAGAGAGGAAAUCCUGUUUCGUGUAGAAUUAAUCGCCUCCUAGAUCGCGAGCAGUCUUAUUUUUCUUUUCAGUCACAGUAGGUCGAGAGCGUAAUUUUACUUUUUCGCUCGCCGCGCGUGGCUCUGAGAAAAGAAGGACGAGACUCAACGCUACUAAGAGCAUUCUUGUUUUAUUUGGGUUAGAAAUGUAGCAGAAUUGGCCCUGAUUACAUGAGCCGGGCUUGCCCGUUUUGCCGAGCUGGCAUCGGUUUGCCAUGGCGACGUAAAUACCCUGAAGAAUACUCGGUUUUGCCAAGGUGACGUUUAUCCUGUAGACGUGAUUAGAGCCAGCUCCGAGCCGGUAUGUUUACAGAUAGAUUAAAAGGAUUGCGCAUGAGCAGUGUGUUACUCGCGGUCCUGUUGCUAAGUCCUGUUGCUGGUUUGGUUCGCCAGGCUUACCCGGCGUGCGUGCCGGAUUACAUGGAACAUUUCCAGCCGAUUCUGAGCCAGGAUCCCGGCAUUACGGUACCGGGUUCCUGGCCAUCCAGGCUUGCUCAGCUGUCAUAUAAUCUUUUUUUUCGCGUUUUAUCAACGUGCCAAGAUCUCGGCAAGUGAGCAAGCACAGCACACGUGAUCACCCCAUGAUAACAACAUAACGUUUUUUUUUCUCCGUGCAUUAUCACAGUUUUUCUCCAGAAUCAGUCCGUUGGUUUUUGGUGAAGGGCAAAACAAAACAAGCGGAAAACAUCCUUCACAAAGUAGCUAAAUUUAACAAGAAGCCGAUACCGCAUGAAAAACUGCAGGACUGUGAAAAACAGCGACUUGGAGACUUGAGAGAUUUGUUCAAGUCUAAAUCAAUAGCGCACAAGACCCUUGUUUCUUGGUUUUGCUGGUGAGUUAUCAAAUUUUCAAUUUAUUUUAAUUCCUACACAUGCUUCUGCAUUAAUAAAUUCAGGCUAAGUACUCAAAACAAAAACGCAAGAGUGACCCUCGUCUUAAACUGAGCAUUAAAUGAAAGAGCUUUUUCUUUUCGAAAAAAUCAGUUUAAAAAAGAAGCUUUUCUCUUUUUUACUGUUCGGGUGAGUUUUACAGCAACAAGUGCGAAAUAGCCGGCAACAUGCAUGAAGAGCGGGGCAUUCCUAAGUAAAAACACGAAGUUUACAUGUUGUUUAGAGUAGUUUAGGGCGCAACGGUUACUUGAUUUUGUUUGUUUGUUUGUUUAUUUUUCUGGGGAAUCUCAUUAAUUUGACUUCAUCUUAUGGAUUAUGGAUAAAAUGCGGGAAAAUCUUAUUUACAUAAGGCCGUACCCUAUGCUUAGGUGAUUUAACCGGUUUGACAAAGACAUAAAGAGGUGGGGAGAAAAUAAAAUAACUGAAGAGAAAAGAAAUAAUUGACAUUUAGUUCUGCGAUUGCUUGUCUGUGCGAUUAAGCAUAAGUUAGCAAGGUCGUGAGUUUAUUUCUAGCUGUUUACAGUGCUGUAAAUUAUUUGCGGUAAUCAAAGCUCUCAACAUUUACAUUUACCGAAGUUUCAAUGAUAAAACAGUUUUUUUUGUUGUUUUCUUUUUCAAUUUAGGUUCGUUAAUGGCAUGGUGUAUUACGGAGUGUCCUUCAGCUCCCCCACAGUAGGAGGCAACAUGUAUCUCAACUUCUUUAUAACAAGCACCAUUGCACUAGUGGCUUACCCCGCUUUGGCAUGGGGCUGUAACCGGUAUGCAACCUUGCUUGUUUAAGGUUAUGCUUCCGCACCACACACUAGUCAGUUUCUCCGUUAGUCAAUGCUCUCCUGCGCUCCAAUGCCUUAGUCAUUGAUGCAUUUGUCAUUUACACUCCACCAUUCUUUUUAAUUUCUUUACUCUCUUCAUUUGUAAUUUAAAUAGCUCAAAUAGCUGAAUUACACCCUCGCUCAUCUUACUACGUGACUUUUUUUUUACCAUUCUUGUAGAUUUGGUCGUAAGAAAACCAUCUGCUGCGGUCUGUUUUUCUCUGCUUUUGGUGCCUUUGGUUCGGUAUUACUUACAUUAUUUGAUGAUGGAAAGAACACAGGUAUAACAAUUUUUAACAAGCUAUCGUAUAACUCGAGUAUAAUUCUAACGGUUUUGGAUAACAUUUUUAAACAUGUGACUCCCACCCAUUGUCGUUUCUCAAGAAGUUGUCAGCAAAACAUCGUUAAUGUAAGGCAUUUAUUCACGUUUUAGGUCCUUUAAGUUUUCUGCUUUUUCUCAUUAAAAAAAGGACUUUUAAUAUAUCAAAUGUAGCUUUUUUAUUAAAAAAAAACAUCAUUUACGUGAGGGAAACAUGUUUUACAUACAUGUACAUCAAUUCAAAGAAAUUGACGACAAAAAUGGAAGCAGUAUAUAAAGUGGAGAGAAAAAAGAACUAAUUACAGUAUUCUCAAGAUGAAAGAAACAAGUGUGUCUCUUUUAAAACGCGAGGGCGGGGUUAGGCCGACGUAAAGAUAGUAUUGUCUGGGUUUCCCCGAAAGCAACGUCUGCAUCCCAAUCAUAUUUAUAGAUUAGCCUUUUAAAAAUUAGUUUCCCAGUUUACCCUAGGGGUAAUGUGGCGAUCUAAAGAAGAACGCAAUUCAGACGUUUCGUUAUGUAAAUAAUAUCAACUGCUUUUCUAAAGUCUUUGUUUCAUUUUAAUGUUUCCUGUUUUAGGAAUAUUAGUUGGGAAAAUAAUAUUUUCACUAUGUAUCGCCAAGUUUUUCAUCGUGUUUGCUUUUGACGGAUUCUACGUUUAUUCAGCUGAGCUGUUUCCAACUGUCAUUAGGUAAAUGUCUUCUCUUUUUCUUCUAUUCACAUCCAGGCAUGAGGCAUGAAAACCUUUUGUUAGUGUUUUUAAAGAUUUUCAGUAGUUUACAUUCUCGCCAAGGGAAACAGUUAGAAAGACUGUCGUCAAGCAUUGUCUGUAUUUAAAGUAGUUAUAAACUAAUCAGUGUUCCUGCAAUCCACAGAAAUAUCGGUAUGGGAACCUCGACUUCUGCUGCUCGUGUUGGUUCCUUCCUUUCUCCCUACGUUGUCUUUUCGGUACGUUUAUCCUAUUUUGAAGUGACCUGUCAUUAAAUGCUAAGAUCAGCAAUGUAAGGCCUGAACAAAAUCAUCCUUGGAGACCCUCUGGUCAAUCAGUCGGGUCGGAAGAAACAGGGCGACGACUUUUUUAAUGCCUUGGUACUUGAAGACUUUUGUUGUACAGUUUCUCCUGAUCCGACUAUACUGGCCAUUAGUCUUCAAAGAUGUUACAUUUUGUGUCAGAAAGCGAAAACGUUUUAAGAAGGUCAUGUGAAACUUUUUGUCACCGUAUUUUUUGGGUUAUAAGGCGCAACAUGUGUUCACCAAAUGUUGGAUUAAUAUAGCUCACAAUGUGUUGUAAUUUCGCGGUGCGUCUCAAGGCAAGAAAACAAAAUUUUGCCAACUUUUUUACUUUAAAAGCUCUACCUGUUCAUCCUCUACUUUGUUACCUGUGGUCAAUGAAAGUUUUGUCACUUAAGUAACAUUCAGAGGAUAUGAUUUUAUUCAGAAGGCCCUUGAUGAUACCAUGAACAAUGACAUUUUUUUUGGUCUAUUUCUUGGUUUUAGUAAUUGCGGAUAACUUGUGACUUAAGGAAUUAUACAAGUACCUUCUCUGGAAGUUGACAGUUGUUGGAAGCCCUCCUAUUCACACCGUGCUCCAGUUUGAAAUCCCAACGAAUUAGGUUUAAAUAACAAAACAAAAGUCAUCUAAUCAAUUGACAAGCCCUCGGUCAUAAGGACAUAUUAAGUACGAAUUGUCGAUGAUUGUCAUUUGUUAUCUUCCUCUACAACAGCAACGUGUUCAUCCUCUCCUGCCGUUUGGCAUCAUGGGUAUCAACGCUUUGAUUGCCGCGCUACUAUGCAUGACAUUACCAGAAACGCGUAACCAACCAACUUUGGAGACCUUUACAACAUCAGAUCAACAAGGUGACACUAUGAAAGAGAUGAUGGUUAAGGAAAGCGAUGAUGGACAUACAGAUGACAGCCGUUUGUAA